Messenger RNA from Aspergillus japonicus CBS 114.51, 560 nucleotides. RefSeq lists its product as uncharacterized. Lineage: Eukaryota; Fungi; Ascomycota; Eurotiomycetes; Eurotiales; Aspergillaceae. The record is from RefSeq and is a predicted model, not a curated record. Bases 184 to 351 code for a protein of 55 amino acids. The transcript has a single exon.
UAUCCUCACGCACGUUGAAAGGGAUCCGGAGAAUCUCGCCAGUCCUAUCGCAAGAGACCACCCUAUCAUCCGGCAUAGUUGACCAAGUGUGCUUACAGAACAAUGUGUGAAGGAAGAGGAGUUCACUAGGCCAUACGGUCGAAUGCCCCAUCAACUUUUCCCCCGAAGAGAUUCGCAAACAUCAUGAGGAUAGUGAGGGCUGGAAUGAAAUACAAGACGUUCUGGGACGCUGUAUCAGGAAUCAUGAGCCGGGAUGGCUGGACCUCACAUGCCACAUACGACCAGGCGAUUGCCAUUUGUUCUCAGAUCCAAGCAGAAACAGCCCCUCACGCAAGUCACAAUGUCUCAUAACUUCCUAGGUGUUCAAUUCUGAUUACUCAGACAGCUCUGGCAAGCAUCGAAAUAUAAGAUCAUCGGCCUGUGAUAGCUCGAGAAAGUGGACACCGCUUUCAGCCGGCGUGGCGAUGAGGAGUUAACCAAGCGGAGGAUGAGCCUGCUGGAUGAGUUCUGAUAGAUGCGCCCACAAGGGAAGGUCACAAUGUCACCAAGUUGGAAGCCUC